AACAAAAAAAUCCCGCACCAUCUCCUCUCUCUCAUCGAAGCAGACUCUGUUUCGUGGUUUCACCGUCCCCUCGCCGUCGCCCUGUACUCGCGCCACCGCUUCCUUCCUGUUCCUGGCAUCUCCUCUAGAGACAGAUCUGCCCUACGCCCCCAGCCGCGGCAAGCCCUCCUCCCUUUCAACCCCAAUCGCUCAAACUCGGGCCGCUGCAGGAGCUUUUCCUUCAUGCGUUCAUAACCCCUUGCUACUGUUCCACGUGGUCGCCGCCACCGCUUCCUGGCAACUCCGGCCGUAUGCGCAUCAGACCAAUCCGCCCCGGAUGCCAUCGCUGCUGCAAGUGCUAGCAGCCGGAUGACAUACCAGUGCAGCCCGACGGCCGUGAACAAAGCAUCCUCAACCUCACGCACUAACAGCUUAGAUGUUGAAGAGCGCCUUGGCAGAGUCAAGUGUGGACAAUUAUCUAGGAAGCAAGUGAAUGGAAGUUCAAGUAACCAUACAGCAGGAUCCAUUGGAAUGCCAUUACGGGCCCCUUUUCAAGAUAUUACAAAUGUGGUUGACUCACAUAGUUUAUCAAAAGGGAAACAAGCACAAAAAAUUCUUGGUUCAGUGGAUCAUCCAAUUACUGGGACAAAACGAUCAAUCAAUCUAUCUGGCAUAUCCAUACAGUCAAAUACUCCUUCAACUGGACACGUAAGUCUACCAACAAAUGCUUCCGAGCGUAAGCGUUAUCGUGAUCGGGAAAGAUACUUGGAGAUGACUCCAGAAUAGCGCGCUGCCUACCUGGAAAGGAACCGUGAGUACAAACGGAGAAGGAAAAAUCCUGCUGCAGUUAGUGAUAAUGCACAAUCUGGGAGUCAAACUUGUACUUGUACCAAUGGAAGCAUGCACACAACUAUUCUCACCAGUUCAAUUACAGAAGGUACUGGUCAACAUAAGCGUGUAUCAGCAUUCCUGGACAAGGGCAGUGGACAUAAGAGAAGGAGAAUGUCUAAUGGGGCAGGUCGUAGUAAUACUGGAAAGGGAACACAUGAAGAUGGUGUAGCCAAUGAGCAGGAAGACCAUGACAGCACCAUCUAUGUUCCAGAUGGUUCUUUUCCUGUCCUAGAAGAUGAAAUUGGGCAAUCUGAAUAUAUGACUGAAGAUGAUGAGGGUUACAUAUUCGCUGGACACGGAACGGAUUGCGUAUUAUCAUAUCGAGACCAAAACCAUGCAAAUUGUGAAAUGCAAGAUGAUCCCUUUGAUUGUAUAUAUCGGAAUGUACCAAGUGGCCAUCAUGUUUUGGAGCCAGUGCCUAACUGCACAAAUUGCAAUGCAAAACGGUUCCAGUAUGAGAAUCCAACAUUUUGUUGCAUGGGUGGCAAGGUCAAGAUAGUAACUCCAUAUGUUCCUGAUGAAAUGCGCCGACUAUACACAAGUCAAGAUCCUGACGCUAAGUACUUUCAGGACAAUAUCCGAGGAACCACAAGACAUGGAGACAACGUACCAAGAGAAUUCAAAUAGGUCGAUUUGUGGCUGCUCACCCUGCAGAAGGUGAACGCUAUUACUUGAGAAUAUUGCUAAACCAUGUGAGGGGGGCUACAUCUUUUGAUGAUUUACGUACUGUUGAUGGUGUUGUUUUCUCCACAUUUAGAGAAGCUGCAGAGAGAAGGGGUCUCAUAGAAGCAGAUGAUAGUAUUUCUGACUGUCUCACCGAAGCUGCCACAUUUCAAAUGCCCUAUGCACUUAGAAGGCUUUUUGCUACAAUUUUGGCAUUUUGCGAAGUUACAAAUGUUCGUGCAUUAUGGAACAAUCACUUUGAAGCAAUGUCUGACGAUUUUCGUAGGGAGAACAUAAGUGAUGAAGCAAUCGAGAAACUCGUGCUUGGAGAUAUUCGAUAUUUGUUAUAUUCCAUGGGAAAGGACAUCAAGACCUUUGAUCUUCCAGAUCUAUUGGAUGCUGAUGAUCUGGACAGCUUAGAGGCGAGAGAAUUGAGUGAAGAAAUGUCUAUUGAAGUUGCUAAAGAAGACCUGGAGCUGCAGGCAACUUUAAACAAUGAACAACAGCUUGCUUUUGAUGAAAUAAUGGACCACGUCUUGAACCAGAAGGGUAAGGUCUUCUUCAUCGAUGGUCCAGGAGGUACAGGAAAGACGUGCCUUUAUAAAGCUUUAUUGGCAAAAGUAAGAUCAAUGGGUUUGAUAGCCAUUGCAAUAGCAACAUCUGGCAUUGCAGCUUCUAUCAUGCCUGGUGGUCGGACGGCCCAUUCCAGAUUUAAAAUACCAAUAAAUGUUCAAGAAGAUACUGUGUGCAACUUCAGUAAGCAGAGUGGGACAGCUGAAUUACUUCGAAGAGCAUCUUUGAUAAUUUGGGAUGAAGUUGCCAUGACAAAACGGCAAGCAGUUGAGGCACUUGAUAGAUCCCUGCAAGAUAUUACUGGUUGUAGAUCACAAUUUGGAGGUAAAGUAAUUGUGUUCGGAGGAGAUUUCCGACAAGUCCUUCCAGUAGUUAGGCGUGGCACUAGAGCCCAAAUUGUUAAUGCCAUUCUCAGAAAAUCUUAUCUGUGGGAGGAUAUAAGACAAAUAAAACUCUGGCGCAAUAUGAGAGCACAAACAGAUCCAUGGUUCUCUGAUUUUCUCUUGAGAGUUGGCAAUGGCGUUGAAGAAUCAAUUGGUGAAGACUAUGUGCAUUUACCUGAAGAGAUGGUUGUAGGUUACACACAUUCAGAGACCUCGGUUAGUAAGUUGCUAAACGAAGUAUUUCCUUCACUUGACAAGAAUGGAAGAUUACCGUCUUAUAUAAGUUCUCGUGCCAUUCUUUCCACCAAAAUGAAUACGUGGAUGAAUUAAAUGUGAAGCUUAUAGAUCGAUUUCCUGGAGAAGAAAAGGUCUACUAUAGUUUUGAUUCAGCAGUGGAUGAUACUCACAAUCACUACCCACCUGAAUUCCUGAAUUCUCUCAUACCUAAUGGCCUACCUCCACAUGUUCUCAGGCUGAAAAUAAAUUGCCCUGUGAUCUUGCUUCGGAAUUUAGAUCCUCAUAAUGGGUUAUGCAAUGGAACAAGGCUUAUUAUUAAGGCAUUUCAAGAUAAUGCUAUCGAUGCUGAAAUUAUUGGAGGACAACAUGCUGGAAAGCGAGUAUUCCUUCCAAGAAUACCUUUGUAUCCUUCUGAAGAUGAUGUGCUUCCCUUCAAGUUCAAGAGAAAGCAAUUUCCAAUUCGUCUUAGCUUUGCAAUGACAAUCAAUAAAGCUCAAGGUCAAACAAUUCCGCAUGUUGGUAUCUACCUUCCAGAACCUGUGUUCUCUCACGGUCAACUAUAUGUUGCAUUGUCCCGAGGAAUAUCAAGGCAAACAACAAGAAUACUUGCCAAGCCAAACAGGGAUGUCGACCCAUCAGGAAAAAGUACCAAAAAUAUUGUCUAUAAGGAGGUUUUGGCA
Triticum urartu is the source of this 3406-nucleotide messenger RNA. NCBI's taxonomy places the organism in Eukaryota, Viridiplantae, Streptophyta, Magnoliopsida, Poales, Poaceae. The record is from RefSeq and is a predicted model, not a curated record.